Notothenia coriiceps (black rockcod) is the source of this 1044-nucleotide messenger RNA. RefSeq names its product NFU1 iron-sulfur cluster scaffold homolog, mitochondrial. The record is from RefSeq and is a predicted model, not a curated record. Gene Ontology annotation, molecular function: iron-sulfur cluster binding; iron ion binding. Gene Ontology annotation, biological process: iron-sulfur cluster assembly. The transcript is spliced from 8 exons. Gene Ontology annotation, cellular component: mitochondrion. Lineage: Eukaryota; Metazoa; Chordata; Actinopteri; Perciformes; Nototheniidae. Bases 41 to 829 code for a protein of 262 amino acids.
GCUGUCACCACAUGGGGUCCUCAUUUUCAAAACAAACAAAAUGGCGGUGCACAUGAGACGGGGUCUUCUACGGUUGUUACGGGCAAGCAAUACGGCUCAUUUUAGGUUUCCAGUGAAGACCCAAAGCUCGUACCUCUCUUUGAGCUCGACCCAGAUCUUCGGAAAAGUUCAGCCUCAGCUCUGGACAGGAAGCACACACUUCUCAACAAGACACCUGUCCAUCCAGACUCAAGACACUCCAAACCCCAGAAGUUUGAAGUUUCUCCCUGGAAAACCUGUCCUAGGAAGUGGGACGCUUGACUUUCCGACUCCGAGCACAGCUGAAUGUUCAUCAUUAGCCAGGGAACUGUUUGAAAUUGAAGGAGUAAAAAGUGUGUUCUUUGGCCCUGACUUCAUCACAGUCACUAAAACAGAUGAGGAUGUGGCAUGGACAGACAUUAAGCGUCAUGCUUCGGAGGCCAUUGCUAACUUCUUUGAGAGUGGUGAUCCAAUAACAGUAGGAGCAGUGCACCAUGAAAGCAGUAUUUCUGAAGAUGAUGAUGAAAUCGUAUCCAUGAUAAAGGAGCUUCUUGACACCAGAAUAAGACCUACAGUGCAGGAGGAUGGAGGUGAUGUCAUCUUUAAGGGGUUUGAGGACGGCACGGUCAAGCUGAAGCUGGUUGGUUCCUGCACAGGGUGUCCCAGUUCUACCGUUACCCUGAAGAACGGCAUUCAGAACAUGAUGCAGUUUUAUAUCCCGGAAGUAGAAAAUGUGGAGCAGGUGGAAGAUGAAGUUGAUGAAAUCAAUGCAAAGGUUUUCUCAGAGCUGGAACGCAAAUUACAAGAAUAAAAACGUCUUGGACCGACUCCCUUAUGCAUCUCGUUGUAGGAAGAGUAUAUUCCACUGUGUAAAUACAUAGCAUAAUUCCCAGUAGGGCCAUUCUAUAAUGUGAAUGGAAAGAGAAAAUUAUCCCCCUGCUAUUUUGUGUGUAUGCUAUAUGCUACUAGAGUUCAUGUUCAUAUGUGUACAUACUGUAUGCCCCUGUUAUCAAGAUAGCAAUUACA